UCCCCAACGUCGAAGAACAAGAAGUCCUCUCCGUCGGCUCGUAAGAGAAAUCGCGCAGAAGGCAGUACGAAAGAGGAGAAUUCCGACUUUGCGCCUCUUCCUCGUAAUGUCGGAGAAAUCACUGAGGAUGUAAAACGCGUAGCCCAACAAGCCAACGAUUUUUUCCACAACCGCGUUUUACCGGUGUAUCGAGUUGCAGUGGAGACCUAUGAAACGGUGCACAACACGGUGGAAACCCAGUACCGUCUAGCGAGUGAAGGUUUCGACAGACAUGUGCUACGGCAUCCAGCAUACAAAGCAGUGGACGAGAAGUUUCUGCAACCGCAUUUGUUACCGAAAGUGCGGUCAGCAAAUGAGAAAUUCGCGGAGUUAGAAGCCAAGCUAGCUCUCACAGCUGAGGACUUUUUUGAUUCAGAAGAUGUGCGUUUGUUGCCGGCUAGGAUAGGAACUUACUUGAAACCUGUUUGCGGACCUGCGUUUGCUCGGUAUCUCGGUUAUCUCGAACUCGACUCUCCCGUUACCUUACUCUUCGCGCUCGCUUGUUUUCUGGUGCACGUGAUUGCAACCGACAACAUCUUCACGAAUCUACUGUUCCUACGAUCCUUCUUCUUCCCAAAGUUGCUGGGCAAUGUCCAACAAGACUACUUCUCAGUACACCCUUGGGCCUAUUGGCAACCAGUGACCGAAGUUGUCACCCCUCUUCGAAAUUGGUGGUAUCUCGGGAGUGCGUACAGCUAUCUCCCAAUACCUGGUAUUCCGAUGUCGAUACUCCGGCUUUUUACCCAUGUAGUAGGCCACGGCGACUGGGGUCAUUUGAGCGGGAACAUGGUGAACCUUCUGCUUGCUGGUCCUGCUGCGGAACGGGAGUUUGGAAGUUACAAUUUGUUGAAGGUGAUUCUCUAUGUGGCUGUGUUUUCUGCAUUUGCGCACAUUGCCUUCGGUAACGCAGCGUCGAUUCAGCUGGGGGCCUCUGGCGUGGUGUUCAUGUGUAUUUUGCUGUCUUCGCUCGUGCAAGUGAGGUUGAUUAUGGCGAGAAGACAUAGAAGGUGAAGAUGUAUUGUGAUUCGUGAGUUAAACUUCAAGUUCAAAUGUACAAGAAAGUUAUAAUACACUUCCUGUUCCUUUUUCAAGUAUUUAAUAGUCGUCUUGUACGUACUACAUCGUAUCUCUAACCCUCACCGCAUCCCUGUCACUUUCGUACUACAAGUACUGCUUUGGGUCCAGAAGGAAAUCAUCGACCAAUUUCUGCCUGGUAGCGGCAGUCCAGGGGUCUCCAACAUCGCGCAUUUAUCAGGUGCUGUCGUGGGGACUGUAAUGGGCUUUCGUCUGCACGGAGAACGAUUGCGACAGCGCGUCAAGGAAAUGGGCAUUCAUUGGUUGAAGAAGACUAGGGAGAAAUCUAGAGAUGAAUAAUAGAAUUGAAUAGUAGAAUGAAAGUGAUGUGGUCUGUUUCGCAAUCAAUCAAUCAAUCAAGUACUACUAGGGAUGUCAAUCAAUCAAUGGUCUGCGAUGAAAUUAGUUUUCCUAUAGACUUUUUUCGAAAGUCCUCUGCCUGGUGAUGGUGAUGUUGCAGGAACCACGAGGACUAACAACUUUUAGAAGACUGAUUCGUUUCGAUUUUGCGCUGCUGCUCUAUCAACAUCCAAGUAUCAACGUAAGCAUUCCAAUACGCUGAACCUCGUAUGAAAAA
Molecule: messenger RNA, 1690 nt
Organism: Amoebophrya sp. A25
Lineage: Eukaryota; Dinophyceae; Syndiniales; Amoebophryaceae
Source: the annotation of a GenBank genome assembly